Molecule: messenger RNA, 687 nt
Organism: Oikopleura dioica
Lineage: Eukaryota; Metazoa; Chordata; Appendicularia; Copelata; Oikopleuridae
Source: the annotation of a GenBank genome assembly
AUGAAAUCGUUUUUCAAUUUUGCCCUUUUCGGAGCUUCCUUUUUCAGCGGAACACAAGCGCAAGCGGAUGAAAGCGACUCGUUGGGCAUUCUAGGACGACAUGGAAAUCGACCCCAAGGGGGAAUCUCGGUGAUGGGAAGAAGGUACUCGGACUUGCUGAAGAUCGUGCAGUUUUACAACCCUUCUUUUGAUGAAAGAAAGUACUGGACAUACGGAUGCCACUGUUUGAUCCUUGGCGACCGCCCAAUGAGCGAUCCUGGCUAUGGACGACCGGUUGAUCCUUUAGACGUUGUAUGCAAGCAGUACAAAGACUGCCAAAAAUGCGUAAAGAUGGAGUUUGGCGAGCAAUGCAUCGGCGAACUCGUCAAGUACAAAUGGCGCAAAACCAACGGCGGUGUAAUCUGCGUGGACAAGCCGGGCACUUGCCAGAGAAAUCUAUGCGAGUGCGACCUCGACUACGCGAAAAAGAUGCCCGAGCAACUUGUGCAUUUCAAUUCCGACUAUCAUCUCUUCUGGUCGACCACUGGAUGGGACCCGCGCGGUGAUAACUCAUCGUGUUUGAAAACCAGCGGCGUCAGUGAGCCAGAAUGCUGCGGUCCCCCAACCGGUCCCUUGACGAUCUUCAACUCUCUCAACAAACAGUGCUGCGACGACCAUACCAUUCAGCCUUAUGGCAUGUGCGCCUAA